Molecule: messenger RNA, 2752 nt
Organism: Pocillopora meandrina
Lineage: Eukaryota; Metazoa; Cnidaria; Anthozoa; Scleractinia; Pocilloporidae
Source: the annotation of a GenBank genome assembly
AUGGGGUUUUUAUGCGGGAACGAGGAGAAAGUGAAGCAGAAGAGUGAUUGAUAAAGAGAGUAAAAUAAACUCUCCUUACACCGAGACGAGAGCUAUCAUGAUGAAGGUCACAUCUCCUCUUCGUUAUUAGAUAGCGUUGAAAAUGAUAUUAGAAAUAUAUGACGUUUUACCUUUGGAUGUCAUGGCAAAAAAUGGAUCCCUAAACGGCUAAAAGACAAAUUAAAUAAAUUGAAGAAAGUAAUGUGUUGGAGAAGAGUUCAGGCCUCGACAGGGCUUGAAUUCUCGUCUUUUAGGUCCAGUGUGGUUUAUCAACUGAGCAUCGAAGCCUCUUGUAUCAGAUAAGAAAUUACACGUGAAAUAAAUAAAAGUGUUUGACCAGUGACGCGACGUAUUCUCCCCAUAAUUAAACUGAAAUUAAAAAAAUUUUAGGAAGUAAAGAAAGCUUUGUAGUUUGAACAAAUACAAAGCCGUAUUUAGUUGGAGAAGUUAUUUUUAGGUCAUCAUCAAUAAACAUGAUUUUAGUUAUUUGAGGCCCUUCGUUGUCUAACAAAACAACAGUUCUGAGACCUUUUAUAACUUUAGUUUUCUUUGUUUUUUUUAGCUUGCUAUGAAAUACUUCAAGCACUUUAUUCCGUAUUUAGUAUUUAGUUGGGGAAGUUAUUUUUAGGUCAUCAACAAUAAACAUGAUUUUAGUUAUUCGAGGCCCUUCGAAAACAACAGCAACAAAACAACAGUUCUGAGAUCUUUUAUAACUUUAACGAUUUUUUAGCUUGUUAUGAAAUACUUCAAGCACUUUGUUCCGUAUUUAGUUUCCUGCUUUUUUGAAAUAAUCACAUUUGACACAAAAAACAUACUCACCACAAACUACACAACAACACAGGCCCCGCAAGGUUUCAAGCUUUAAAAACAAUGAUACAAAACAGAAUUUAGUAGGGAAAAAAGAAAGAAAGGAUUUCUUCUGACGUAUUAAAUUACUUUCGACAACGGUUUUGGAAUUGUUGAAACUUUCGAAAUAUUGCCCUUCUAAUAACCUUCACCAGUUAAAAGCCUUGAGCUACUCCAUUUCUUUCGGAGAGGAAGUCCAAUGUGGGCAUUGGAAAGAUCAGACGAUAGGUUGAAUUAAUUAUUUUGAUAAUACAUUUAACUUACAGGCAUACUUUUUAAAUAAGUCACAGCCACCCACUAGCAUAGCAUGAUCUCCCCAAUUUACCAUUCCACUGUUUGAUUGAUGAACUAACCAGUCAUUUGCAUGCCUUUGGCGCAAUCUUGAAUUACGUUAUCAUGUGCCCGUCAGGUUUAGAGGAGCAGACGCUCUUCAUGAUCAGUGGUUACGCUUAGCUGGAAUAGUUUUUCCCUUUUGGUAUACAGGGCUUUGUGGAAGGCGGGAAAAGAAGGAAACAAUCCAAACAGUCGUGGCUGCCCUCGCUACCGACAACUCAUCAGAAGGUAACCAUGAUUAAUUUGCCACUACACUAUCAUGGUUGGCUUAAAAACAAGUUGUGGCAAUUCAAAAACUCUUGGACUGCAAUUUUGAAACUUCCUUUUUAUUCACCAGGGCAUUGCAGGUCAGAGCACAUGUAAAACUGAGAGAGAUUGUUCUAAAGACGAAUGCUGCGCUCUCUUAAAGACGAAAGCUGUGAAAGUCUGCAAGAAGAUCAGUUUAUUUGGGGAGAUAUGCAAUCCAUAUGAAAUAGUAAGGACUAUCUUUUUUUUCACCCUAAAAAUAGUGAUUGAUUCAAACUCAGGGCGUGAAAGGUCUUAAAGGACACUUUUAAAUUAAUUUUGAUUCGAUUCGUCGUAAAAGCUCAGUUUUUCGUUAAGUGCAUUCAGAUACCGAGCAACAUGGUCGGAUUUUAGGUUUCUUAAUCGUCUUUUCUCUUUAUGUGGCCUUUGUAACUGGAAGUUACGGGCGCGCAAGUGCCUUUUCGGAGAAAAACUGCCUGGGUCUCAAGAGGAACUAAGAGGAGUCAAGUUGAGGUCCCACUUGCUCUAAAUCGUGGAUUUUUCGCAUCGCCCGUUCGUCUUUGCAGCGAUGACUAACUAAUCAACCACCUUAGAUGUUUGAUAUGCCAACCAUGCAUGUAGGGAUGCUAUCCUCAUUUAGAAUCAUUUUCUAAAACGACAACUGAACUACAAUUACCAUGCUUAUGACUCAGCAACACAAAAACCACGAUAUAUAUCCUGACCUUGUCACGAAUAUGUUUUAUCUGAAAUCCCCCUUAAGGUCAUUCAUUGGUGCCGUACCGCAUAUCCUUACUUUGUAUAAUUUCAUGCUGGUUUGAAAUCGUUCAUUAAGAAAGUGGUGAAUUUUUCCUUAUUCCCAAGCUCACCAGCGCGCAUGAAGUUAAUCAGUCGCCUUUGUAGUAGCUUACCGGAAAUUGGGCGACAACCAUUUUUUUCCAAACUCCGAUUAGUCAUCCAGAAUAAGAACCAACGUCGUAAAUGCGAACUAAUGAGCACUCUAAGAUAUGAUCAUGAUAAAACCAUUGAAAGGUACUUCUUCCCCUCCCCCUGUAACUUUCCACGAGGUAAAUAGCAAUACACAAAGUUUCAGUGCAUUUUCUUUACCAGAGGAAUGGCUGAAGUAUGGUGAGUGAACAAAUUGUUAUGAUAAACUCUUUUUUUGUAGCCUGGCCUUCCCGAAAAUUGCCUCUGUCAACAAGGACUGACUUGCACGCGAGCGACAGGAGAGGCUUUCAGAUGUCUGUAUAUAUCUGGCAGCCCACUUGAUCGAGAGAAUGACGGAGAGUAA